Messenger RNA from Paracoccidioides lutzii Pb01, 2085 nucleotides. RefSeq lists its product as hypothetical. Gene Ontology annotation, biological process: regulation of Golgi organization. Gene Ontology annotation, cellular component: cytosol. The transcript has 8 exons. The record is from RefSeq and is a predicted model, not a curated record. Bases 1 to 2085 code for a protein of 694 amino acids.
AUGGAAGCCUCUCCCUUAACCCAGCAGUCAAGACCUGACACCUUUCAGCCUAAGAUCGUCAAACUUUACGAGACUCUGUUUCUUAACCCCGAAUUCAUAGAACCAUCUGAAGGCUUUUGGAGGGAAUUCUUUCUUCUUACCCCAGAGAGGCAACGCUUAAGCGAUAUCCUAGACGGCAUCAGCCCUGAUGGUAUCUUACAGAUUUAUCUUCACACCCGACAGCUAUUCACCAGAGCCAUAAGAGAAGCAGCCUCUGACAAACAUCCUUCAAACCUGCAUGCUUUAGAGACCUUGACAACUUUCUUCGGGGUCAUCUUAACUAAGAAGUACACCAACCCGAGUUCUGAUAUCAUCACUGUUCUUGCUGGCAUCGAUGAAGUCGACCAUGUUAUCACGGACUUUGUUACUGCACUGGAUGGUAUCAUACGGAAUGGAACUAGCAUUGAGAUCCGUAUGAAGGCUAUUGAAGCCGCAAUAUCAAUGACCAGCGGAGGUUAUAAAACGAGUCUCAUCUCGUAUUUUAUGCAUCGGGAUAUUUUCCCUGUCCUGAUGAAGUUUAUUCAUGAUUCGGACUCUCGCACCCUAGUUUUUGAGCCAUUUGUCCUCUUGGGUCUUUUAUCAAACUAUAACAAGUUUGAGUUCCAAAACCUUUACCAACUACGACUUGAUGAUUUUGUGAACGAAUCUACUAUUCAGAAAAUAGUCAACGGGGCGGGUGCAACAUGCAUUGCUCUGCGGAACGGCUAUGUUGCAGUCCGGGACGAUCUCCCAGAAGGUUGGAACUUGAGUUCAACCUUGGCCUUUUUCGGGCUUGGGAUUUUGGCGCCCGGUCGUAGGGCUAGGGCACAGCCAUUAACGCCAGAAGAAACUAAAGCACGAUUUGGAGCUUUACCCGCCCCAGAAGCGUCCAUACUAUUGGCUAUUUAUGAUUUUGUCAACGCAAAUAAAAUAUUUGGCUUCAGCUUCGUCUCGUCCAUGCCCGAAAAGCACUCUGAAGAGUCGCCAUUUUCUAGCUUUCUCUCGCUUUCAUCAUAUCUACUUCAGCAUGCCUAUCGAUCAACCAGAGUUGCUCUUUAUGCGGAGACCAACCUUUUCUCCCUACGCAUUCUUGUAGAAGACCCUUUUCUGUGCAAACAGAUUUGCAGCGAUGAGAUGAAACGCCCUGUGCGACUCUGUCGCCAACGUGCACCAUAUCUGCCCCUGAUUCAGGGGGACAGAAUCCUUGCAACUGUCAUAUUCGAUAUUAUGAUUGAUACUAUUAACCACAAUCUCCGCAGGGGGCUUGACGUCAACCUAUAUUGCCACACCAUCUCCAUCCUCCUCCGCCUCCUAACAUACGUCUCCUCAAACAAAACGCGCGUCACUUACCACUGGUCCGAGCUCUGGCGGACCCUCGCAACCCUCACCCGCUUCCUAGCAACCUACUCCGCAGAUCUCCUUUCAAACCCCCAAACCCACAACCUUGCCGCCUCCCUCGCCGACUUAAUCGUAUUCUGUAUUUCCGCUGGUGACACUUUCCUCCCAGACCCAGCCUCCUACGAUGAUCUCUUCUACAAAGUCGUCGAGACGGGUCCCAUUCUCACCCGUUUCAAGGAGAUAUAUAAACCCUCCUUCUCCCCAUCAGCACCAACGUCAACCCCACCAAAAACAACAGGAGCAAAAGUUCCCCCCGUCCCCACUUCCCCCCCCAGCUCCGCCGCCCUCUCCAUCGAUACCCUCAUCAGCGUAGCUUCCCACUUCCACUCCCUUCUCUUCCUUGACGACACGGACAAGAAAACAACACCCGCACCGACAACGGCGAUACCUGCCACUACCACCAACGCUGCCGCCGAAAUCCUAACCAUGGGCAAGAAGAAAAACCUGAGUCCUCGUGAAGUGCAUCAGAUUAUCAAGCAGGGGUAUGACACAUUGAGCAUCCGGUCUCAGGAAGGGUUGAACCUUUGGGAGAAAUGGCGGGAGUCGGAUUGGAAGUCGGAGUUGAAGCGCAUUGCACGCUGCGCGGUUGAGGAUGCGAGAGUCGUUGUGAUGUCGAAGGCGGGACAGGCGCCGGUGCUAGUCGAUACGAGUCUGAGCAGUAGUAAGUAA